AACCUAUUCAUAAAACAGCACGGUGCUGCAGGCGUAAUGAAAUUAAUAUCGCUUGUCUCCAUUACAAUAUCGUAUCGCCAUAUAACCCCACCCCUGCAAGGAUAUUUAUAGGGGGCUCUGACGAAAGAUCCCAGGGGGAGGGAGGGUGGAUAUCUACAGAGCGUUACUGUGCAGGAGUCAGUCAGGGCUCUGAAAGCGACCAACUCGUCCACAGCAGGCUCCAGCAGUCCGGUGCUGCAGUGGAAAAGGAACUGCGUGCGCACGUUACUGGAAUUGUUUACUCCACACGCGUACGGGGACACGCACUGUGGAUGCAUGCAGGCAGCAGACACGGGGCUGAAGGGGCAGCUUCUGCAUGAAAGGUAAACAUUGUGGAACAUAAAAAAAAAUGUGUAGCCAGCUGGACAGUUCGAUUACUGUAUUACCCCAAAACGUGAUUUCGCAUCCCUCUGCGCUGCACUAGCAGAUUGAUCUCAGAAUGGAACAGACUGGACGGUUAACAAUAGAGUGUCACAGACUGGUGUAUACAAUACGGAUUGGCGAGUCCAUACAAUGGAAGCUGUUUCCACCAGGUCCAGGGUUCGGAGCGGGUUCGGAAUUCGACUCUGCAGCGGAGAACGAAAGAAGCACAGGAACCAGUGAAGAUAGCGCGCAUUGAUACCGUUUGGGAUCGCGAGUUGCUGAUGCACAAGACGUUCCAAAAUAAAAGUUAAAAGUAUUUAUAUAAUGUUAAAGUCAUAAUAAUAUGUUUAAUCACUAGUGGCCUAUACUAGCCUGCAGGAGUGUAAUUGCUUAUUAGUAGGUAGAGCUGUAUGAAGUGUAGUCCCAGGACUCUCUUUUUUUGUGGGGGAUACAAGACGAUUGUGGAAGCCGCUUAACGGCAGGUUAUUCUUGAGUUGCCGGCGACUGAGUCACCUGAGCAGAACUAACUCCUCCAUUCAGUUCGGCUCACACCAGCGUUCUGGAGACCGGUGACCCCGUGGGACUCUGCUCACAGCGAAGACACAAUGGGGAUUAUUGACUGUGUUCUUGUAAUUUUGCCAAGUAGAAAGGUUUAGCAGUUUCGCAUUGCCUGCCCCGCUCCCCGCCUCCAUGGACCCGAGAAUGAGAGCCCGACCGAGGGAAGCCCACGCCAGUCCUUCUCCCGCAGUUGCAGCCAAUGCAGAGGGAGACGCAAUUGAAGUGCUGGAAAGCACAGAUGUACUGCCUAUGGCUCCCGAAGAUCACUGGAAAACUCUUUUCGAUCAGGGCACAGCGCCAGGGCACUCCACUAGGCCUCCAUCUGCCAAGAAGAACUUCAGGGAAACCAAGCGGGCCAAGGAAAAAAUUCUGGACGUUCUCCGAGAAAAGUUUGACCCUGAGAACUCGGGCUACAUCAGUACGGAGCAGUUCCGGAGCCUUCUGAACACGCACGGCUCGGAGCUGGACCCCCACAAGCUUGCGGUGCUCCUGGCCCUGGCUGACAGCAACGCGGACGGGAGGAUCUGCUACCAGGACUUCGUCAAUCUGAUGAGUAACAAGCGCUCAAACAGUUUCCGGAGAGCGAUCCUGCAGGGCAGCCGGCAGAGGAAGAGCGUCGCCCUGCUGGAGGAACCCGGCCUGAGCGUCUCCCAGCGCCUCGUCCGCCACGUCGCCUUCGAGACCCUCCCCCGAGAGAUGGACCGCAAGUGGUACUACGACAGCUACACCGGCUGCCCCCCGCCCUGGUUCAUAAUCGUCGUGACCAUCGUGGAGGUGGCUGUGUUUGUUUAUUAUGGGCUGCUGCUGGACCGGUGGGUCCUCCAGGUGUCUCACCCGCUGUAUCUGAGGAACCCUCUGGUGUACCACCCCCAGCUGCGAGCGCAGGCCUGGCGCUACCUCAGCUACAUCUUCAUGCACGCAGGGAUAGAACACCUCACCCUGAACGUGCUGCUGCAGCUGCUGGUGGGCGUUCCCUUGGAGAUGGUGCACGGGGCCCUGCGGAUCGGCUUCCUUUACAUCUCCGGAGUGCUGGCAGGUUCCCUGGCCGUGUCGGUGGCUGACAUGACGGCCCCGGUGGUGGGAUCAUCGGGAGGGGUCUACGCUCUCGUCUCCGCCCACCUCGCCAACAUCGUCAUGAACUGGUCAGGAAUGAAGUGCCAAUUUAAACUGCUUCGCAUGGGGGCUGCAUUGCUUUGCAUGAGUGCGGAGUUCGGGAGAGCGGUGUGGCUGCGUUUCUACCCCUCGGUCUACCCGCCCUGCCCCAACCCCAGCUUCGUGGCCCACCUGGGCGGGGUGGCGGUGGGGGUCACGCUGGGGGUGGUGGUCCUCAGGAACUACGAGCAGAGGCUCCAGGAGCAGUCGCUCUGGUGGAUCUUCAUCUUAGUCUACAUCGUCUUCGUUCUGUUUGCCGUCUUCUGGAACAUCUUCGCCUACAGCCUGCUGGAGCUCCGGCUGCCUCCCCUUCCCUGAAGACCCAGGCUGCCGUCGGAGAUGCCAGGUCAAACACCAGCGCUGGCACGCACUCGUGUGGGCAAAGUGUGGCAUGGCCAAGCCUGCCUGGACCUGCUUGGGGAAGGGCCGUGACUUUAAUGUGGGUACGUUUUCUAACACGGAAGGUGUCUUUGCAUAAACUAAACAGAACAAAGAUGUGCCCGUGAGCAUCGUGACUUUUGUGUACAGUUUGUACAGCCUGUUUACAUGUUAAACAUUACUGGAUUCCAAAGUAAUGCCAAAAAAAAUAAAUCACUGAACAGAUCCAUGCAGAAGUAGGUUGUUCAAAUAUCCGCCACGCUCUACCGUCGUGCUGAGGGGGAGGCUUUGGCGCCUCCUUUUGGAGGGUGGGGGGGACUACAGAUGAAUUAAAUUUGUAUAUAUACGGUAUCAUGGAAAGAAAACUUCCUGAACUCUGUUUAAUACAGUAUAAUGUGCUGUCCUCUAAUAACAGGAAUGCAUUGUGCAAUUCUGCAAAUCAAAGAAAUGCUCAUCUCAGACCCAGCCCUUAGUUGCUUACCGUAUCUCAGUGUGCAGAAUUGGUCUCAUCAGUCCUUAUGCGCAGUGGCCAAGGGAUGAAACUGUAAGAUGCAUGAUAGUGAAAAGUGCUGUAUGUUUUUCAAACUACAAGAGUGGUAUCUGUCUUAAUUAUUUCUUUUGAUGAGCUUCCUAUAAACUCCAGAGUCUGUCAGUCUUAUUGUCACAUGGUAACCUGCGUCAGAACUACAGUUAGAAAGACAGGAAACAUUUCGUUCUGCUCAGUCACCGUUGUAGUUUAUCACAGCACCACAGCCCCUUGAUGGAGUGACAGCCUUAUUAGGUACAGUGGGGUGCACAUUAUUCCUUAUAUAAUGAUAUCAUUUUGUAUGAAGUGCAGUUUCGACCUCUAAACUAUUGUAAGUGAUUUGCCAAAAAUGUAAGCCAGUGUUCUAUCUGUGUACGGAAUGCGUCUAGGAAUGUAUUGUAAUGCAAUGAAGUGUAUUGUAGACCGUAGGCGAUAUGAAAUCAGAAUUGUGUUGAAUGCCUCUCUCUCUGAUCAGCCCUUCUAUCAGUUUCCCAUAGUAAAUGUGCAUGAUCCUCUUGAUGCUUUUCCAUACACACUGAAUUGCAUUUAAUGCUGAUUUUAAUGAUUAAUAAUUGCUUUUUGUAGCUUUGCCAUACUCCUGUGUGAUCUGCUGUGCUCACCUGUGCUGUACCGUGCAUUUAGGCUUCCACUGUGGUAUAGCACAGUAAACUGUUAUAAGGGGGGCCCUUGUGAAUUGAAUACGAGAUGCAGUUGUCUUAACCUUAGAAGAAUGUAAUUGAAGGAGUUUGUCCUUUUUUUAUCGCUUGCACCUCUUGUUUGGGCGUGGGAGGGGUUGUUAUUUAAGUGACGUUUGUAUUCAGUAAAUAAUGCUGUUUUAUAAAGAGUGCAGUUUUGUUUUUGCUGUUUUUGAAAUUUUCCCGCAAAACAUAAACGUACUCCUAACUGAAUCAUUCUCCUAUUUAAAUGGUUUGCCAUUUAAAAGAUACAGUUACCUUCGAAACCUCUGUCUGUUCUGCAAGUGAAAUAAUAUACUAAUCCCUACCAAAUCUUAAAGCACAUGAAAUACCUAUUAAAGUACAUCAGGUACACUUAAUCAAAUAUACAACAGUACAGUACUGUGCUGGAAAAUAAGCUCAGUAAUAGUCAGGCGAGCUUUCUGAAGCGGUAUGAUUUUUAUUACUGCAGGUAAUGGUUACGUUUCAUUUUCAGUCCUGCGCAGUGCUGCUGCACCUGUUAAUGGAUGUACCGCAUUCAGGAAAAGACGACAGCAGCAGGCACAGCAUUAGUGUGUCACAUGUGUCCUCUUUUUAAUGGCAAUCCGAGACUUCAUCCUUGGUGUGCAUGGUGAAGCUUCACAGUAAUCAGGCCUGGCUACUGGGAGCUGAUCUCACAGUCUGGUGUAAAGAGAGCUCAGAAAUGAUUGAUUUAAACUGUCUUUGUGUGGCGAUUGAUAACAUUUCUUCUAUAAUCUUAUUCUUACUGAAUUUCUAACUGUGCGGUUGAAAUGAGCACUCGAUGGAGGGUUGUGUUAUCUGAUGGGGGGGGAGAGGGCAUGAUUCAGAAAGAUAGAUACCUGAUAGCCUUAUUGUGUCCAAUAUUUUUUUUUUUUUUUUUUUUUUAAAUAACCGUUUGUAUGGGCAUCAGAAUUAGAUUAUAAUGCAUCUUCCUUAGAAAUGUUAACUUAUUGUAAUGUCUGUCUUGUAUCAUCAUUGUACAUGUAUUCAAAACUAUUUUGUACAGUCUUAAAAUAUUUAAAAAAAAAAAAAAAAGAAA
Messenger RNA from Acipenser ruthenus (sterlet), 4750 nucleotides. Its product is annotated as rhomboid-related protein 3-like. The record is from RefSeq and is a predicted model, not a curated record. Gene Ontology annotation, molecular function: calcium ion binding; serine-type endopeptidase activity. The transcript has 11 exons. Gene Ontology annotation, cellular component: membrane. The coding region runs from base 1093 to 2430 and encodes 445 amino acids. Lineage: Eukaryota; Metazoa; Chordata; Actinopteri; Acipenseriformes; Acipenseridae.